AUGGCGACCGCACUCCAGCAGCAACUUGCUGCCAUCGCAGCGAACAGCACACAUCAACUCGACUUGAAGGCGCAAAAGACCCGGCACAGCAAAUCACUGCUCUUCGAAUCACGAGACGCAGCAUCACAGAGUUUUGACACCAUAUACCAGAUAUGUAUAGAAGGUUUUGAAGAGCUGUGUAUGCUCGACAUACGAUUUGCGGGCUUUGGACGGAACCUUUUCAGCGAGCAAAGCAAGAAUGAGGAUAGGACACAGAUGACCGCUGCCGAGAAUGCAGAACUGGACAAGACGGCGGAGAGCUUCCUUGGUCUUAUCAGCGGCAGACUGUUGUUGAAGCCUGCUAUGAAGGCGGUGGAAUGGCUGGUGAGACGAUUCCGAGUGCAGGAGUACAACACUGAGGCGAUACUCUUGACAUUCCUACCAUACCACACAUCGCACAUCUUCCCGACACUGCUAUCGAUAUUGCCGGAACAGCUCCCAGCCACUUUCCGGUUUCUCCAUCCAUAUGUAGCCGCGUUGCAGAGCCCACCACGACAUGCCAUCCUCACUGCAGCCAUCACCAACCAAGGAUUCUUCUCUGCUUUCAGCCAAUAUGUCCUGGGGGUGGCGCGAGCAAAGUUCCAUUCUGCGAUGCUUCUCGGACUGUGGGCGAGCAUCACGGCUCAGGCAGUCAACGGUAUGAUCGACACGACACGAUCUGGUCGAGAUACUGUCCGAAAGCAAAGAGAAGAGGACUUGCUCUUGCGGGUGCUACCGAUCUUGCAAUCUGCUCUGAGCAUCAAGGGUGUACCCGAGCUGUAUCUUGGAGCUUGCAUGAUCUUGACUAUCUUGGCCACAAAAGCCUCACUUCAUGACAAGGUCCUGGAUGCUAUGAUGGAAGCUAUAGCUGGCGCGUGGACGUUACAGACUGUCGAUGAUGGUUUGACAUGCUUGUCUGUUCUGGCAGAGGAGAAGGAGCAGCUAGGUGUACCGAAGGCGGUGGCAAAAGCUAUACAGGCGAGCGAUGGCUCGCUGCAGCGUCUUAUUCAACGACAUCAGGCAGAUGGCCUUGUGCUUGGUUUGGCAAUGGCGGCGCCGGAACUGCUAGAGCAAGCCGAUCUGCUUCUCCUUAUACAGCAUGCUGCGAAACGCAAGAACUUCGACCUGAGCAGGUUGUCUGGUCGGCUUGCACUUCCGGCUGCCCAGAUGGAAGUCGCACAGGAGGAAGAAGAGCCCGAAAGCAUGGAUAUUGACGAACAAGCCGCGGAUGAAGUCGAUACGCUUGGCCCCCUUCUGGAUGCACUUCCCGCUGUGAGCGGUAAAACCUCCUUCCUAGGACCUGACCAGGACGAGCUGUUCGAACAAUAUCUCUCAGCGUUGCAAAUGGCCUGUAGUAGCGCAAAGAAUGCUCAUCGAGUCUUGGAUCUUCCAGCGCUACGACCGAAGGAGAUCGCUCAUAGCGCUGUCUACCUGACUUUUAUGGCGAGAGUAUGGCUUUGCAGCCACCAGAUUUCCGCACGCACUGCUGCUCUUGACGCAGCGUGUUCCGCACUUGUCGACCACAAGCGCGCUCCAGCCUUGGACCUCCAGACUCUGCUACCCGCUGUUGUUGUCGCACUAUCAGACAGCUCGCAGAAAGUGCGAAGGUCUGCUGCGAGCUUAUGCAAGCUCAUGCAUCAGUCGUAUGGCGAUGGUAAAGCCGCCCAAGUAUGGUGCGCCAAGUCUAUCUACGGCGAGCGCUCAUCGUCAAUACACCACUUGUCAUCACAAGACGCAAACCGCUUCGUUGCUUCAGCACUUCUCCCCAUCCUGGAUGACUGUGUCCUUGACCGCGAAGUCGUUAGCCGGGCUUUAGCCGAAGCAAUCAAAGGUGCAGAAGGCUCAGCCAACAAAGACGCGAAGCCAAUGAAACAGUCACUACGAGCUGACAUUGCGACUUAUCUUGCAAGUCAUGCUGUUGCAACAUCUUCAACGGCCAUGCAGCUGUGUCUGCUGACCAUGGUCAACAAGGUCGGCAAAGCGGGCGCAGAUGCGAGGAAGAAGGUCUUAACUCCUUUCAUCCGGGACUAUAGCAAGCAAGAUUCUCGUGGGCAAGAUGUGGACAGAGCAGUGCUUCGUACAAUGUCCAGCAGGACUGGAGAGGAGCUGGACGUGCUUCGAUCCGUUGCGGAAAGCAAUACACAUCUUGCUAGCGUAGCACUAGAGCGCUUGCGCAGCCUGUUCAGCGCGAUGACGGAAGCGUCUCAGGUUGCCACUGCCGACUUCAUGCUCCAGCUGGCACUGCGCAGCUCGCAAAGCGAUGCACUUGAGACACUUCGCACCCUCCCAUAUACCACACCAGUCUUGGUGCAUCUGGUCAAUGACUUACCAGAGGCCUCGAGUCUGCAGGACCAGCCUUCGUCAGCCAAGAAAAGGCGCAUGAGCGUUAAUAGCACUUCAGGAACACGUAAAGCUGAUUCUGCAGCUAUCAAUGCGGCUGUGCAGAGAGUAACACUAGUCCUCGAGCUGGUGGAAGGCUCAAAGCCAGAGAAGCAUGUACAGCUCCUUGAAGGCCUUUUCCAUUUGCUUGGCGAGCUUCAUAUUUACAAGGCCAUGCUCGACUCGCAGCUUGUCUAUCUUCAAGGCCUACUCAUGAGCUGUCUACUAGCCGUCGUCAAUGGCCUCAAGACUGGCACAGCGAGCAGCGAGAUCGACCGCUCUGUCAUUCGCGCCGAUCUUAUUGUUGAGACUGUCCGCACAACGUCCAGCACACAGGUUCACAACACAGCGCUCCUCCUCAUCUCCAGCCUCGCAUCAUGGGCCCCAGAUCUGGUUUUGCAUAGUGUUAUGCCGCUUUUCACGUUCAUGAGCACCACACUUCUACGUCAGGGCGAUGACUUCUCGGCACACGUCACGGAUCAGACAGUGUCGAGGAUAGUACCUCCUUUGGCAGCGUCGCUGAAGAAAAGAGGCAAAGACUUAGUCAGUGGUGCUUCGGAACUGCUAUUGAGCUUCACCGCCGCUUUCGAGCACAUUCCAUUGCAUAGGCGAAGCGGGCUGUUCAGGCAUCUAGUGCAGACUCUAGGACCGGAGGAGUCGCUGUUUGCGGUGAUGGCUAUGCUGGUCGAACGUUAUCCUGAUGACGAUCGAGUCAGACCGUUUGUGAGCGAGCUGAUGAGCCACUUCAAUGUUGAAGUACAGCUGCGAGCUCUGAAGCAGUAUCUUGAUCUAGUCUUCGAUGGCCUCAAGGCCAAGCGUACGCUCUCGGACACAAUCCUGGCUUUUGGCGAGAAGGAUUCGGAGCAGAUCGAGGAGUCGAUCGAUAAUCUACUACAAGCCCUCGCCACGCUUAUGCAAGCGCCUGCUUUACGAAAGAGGGUCGCGAAGUUCUUUGCGCAAGGAGGCGCGACGAUUGAUAUGCUACAAGGCAUCUACGCCCAGCUUCUCGAACAGGCCAUGCGACUCAACCGUGACCUAGUCAAUAAUGACGAGCUUCGCGACUCCGCGGCAGAGCUUCUCGCAUCUCUGCUUCGUCUCACGCCGACGAAAGACUUCAUCGAGUCUUCAGCCCAACUCAUGCAGACGGGCUCGGACGAGACACGUCAACAAGUCUUCCACGCACUCGAAGCUCGGGUCCUGGAGGCUAAGCGUGGCGACGCAGAAUUGCAGCAGACGUUCCUCGAAGUGUUGCCCAAUUGUGGGGUGUUCGUGCAAGCUGAGCAGCCUGUUGGCGUCAGACAUGCGGCCAUUACUUGUAUGGAUCAGAUCGUUGAGAAGUAUGGGAAGAGGGAUAGGGAUGCGGUAUUGCAAGCUGCGCAGGCUGUAGCUGGAAAUGCUGCAUUGGGUAGUGAGGACGGUGGGCUACGGGUCAUCUCGAUCUUGUGCUUGGCUUCGAUGGUCGAGGUGCUGGGCGGUAUGUUUAUCCCUAUCUUGCCGCAGGUGCUCGGCAAAGUCCUCGAGUAUCUCGAAGGAGAAGUGGGAGCCGGUAAGGCGAAGGACAAGCUGCAGGACGCGGCAUUCGGCUUCACGUCAGCCGUUCUGGAUCAUCUGCCUUGGAUGUACUCGGACGACUACCUGGACUCUACUCUCGAACUGGCUGGCAAGCUGCAACAGGGUGACAACCAUGCGGCUAAGCAAUUCUGUUCCCUUGCAGCCACAAACAUCAGUGCAAGCACUUUGCUCACAUCACUGGAUCGCACUUUUGCCACGAUCGUGGAUGACGGCCAUCAGGCUGCCGCCGAGCAGUACUUGGACACCUUGAGCCUGGCCAUUAAAAAGCACAAGAAGAUGACACUGAUCGAGAACUCUGCAGCCCUAUUCGGCAUCCUACUGAAAGCAUUUGACUUGCGUCGCACGAAGACAACUACAGACGACCAAGACUACACCACCAUCUUCACCAAAAUCGACACCAUCGCCCUCGAAACCGUCCUCAAGCUCGACGACAAAACCUUCCGACCCUUCUUCAUCCGCCUCGUCGACUGGUCCUCCACCGGCCUCCCAAAGAAAGACCCCCCCGGCCGCCUCCUCCGAGCCACAAGUCUCUACAGCUUCGCCCAUCGCUUCUUCGACCAGCUACAAUCGAUAGUAACGAGCUACGCAAGCUACAUCCUCGAAGACGCCGCCUCGCUCCUCACAACCUUGCCCGCUCAAACCGACUCCGAGCGAAACCUCCUCGAUGUUCUAUUGCAAGCGCUCACGAGUAACUUCACCAACGACCAAGACGAUUUCUGGCAGUCCCCCGCCCAUUUCACCACCAUCGCCUCCCCUCUCCUUAUCCAACUGGAGAAAGCACAAACCUUACCUUCUCCCACCAUAACAACCCACGUCAUCCCCGCCAUCACAGCCCUGGCCGCCGCCGCUUCGUCGCCAGACCACCAUAAGAAUAUGAAUACGUCGAUAAUGGCAUAUAUGCGCCACGCCUCACCAGAAGUGAGAUUGGCGGCCGUGAAGUGCGAGAGGGCUAUUUCGGAGCGGUUGGGUCUGGAUUGGUUGAGUCUGUUGCCGGAGAUGCUUCCUUUUAUCUCGGAGGCGCAGGAGGAUGAUUCGGAAGAGGUGGAGAGGGAGGUGUUGAGGUGGGUGAGGCAGGUUGAGGGGGUUACGGGGGAGAGUUUGGAGGGGAUGUUGCAGUGA
Messenger RNA from Recurvomyces mirabilis, 5088 nucleotides. It is a transcript of the gene UTP10, whose product is annotated as snoRNA-binding rRNA-processing protein utp10. The record is from RefSeq and is a predicted model, not a curated record. Bases 1 to 5088 code for a protein of 1695 amino acids. Gene Ontology annotation, biological process: maturation of SSU-rRNA from tricistronic rRNA transcript (SSU-rRNA, 5.8S rRNA, LSU-rRNA); positive regulation of transcription by RNA polymerase I. Lineage: Eukaryota; Fungi; Ascomycota; Dothideomycetes; Mycosphaerellales; Teratosphaeriaceae. Gene Ontology annotation, molecular function: snoRNA binding. Gene Ontology annotation, cellular component: small-subunit processome; t-UTP complex; 90S preribosome. The transcript has a single exon.